AUGCAUUCGCUGGUCAGGCUGUUCGAGGAGCAGCAAGAGAGCAUGGAGAAGAUCCUCAGCAAGUUUGGAGCUACUGGAGUCUCGGGGAUAUCCAAGGUAUGGAGGAUGAAGCACGUGCCAAGGGAGGACGGUAGAUGGCAGUGGAGGAGCAAGGGGACUUGUGAGGGUAAGGCUCAGGCAAAAUUCGACAAGCUCAAUGAAGAGCUCGUGGAGUGCAAGUGGAAAAUAAGGCGAGAGGCUCUUAAGCGAUACGAGGAGCUGCCGCAGGCUCAGCAAGGAGACUUUCAGUCAGCAUGGCACCGUCACACGACUAGCAUGGACCCUUACGGGUUGCUAGUGAACACGAUCAGAGAUCAAUACGAUGCCGAGAUGUGCUCGCAUGCAUGGGUGAAGAUGUUUCAUAUCAGCACAGCAUACCCGGAGUUGAUCAGUCCUUCAAACGUGGCUGUUGAGGGCACCUCCAACUCCCGACAGCUCUCCUCCUUGCAUGUCUGCGAGGCACCGGGAGGCUUCAUAGCAGCCCUCAACCAUCUCCUCAAGACCCGGCACAAAGACGUGACAUGGAGCUGGCGGGCGAACACACUGCGGAGCGAGGAGGAGGAGCAAGACCCAAUAGCGAAGAAGGUGGCUCGAGGAGAGGAUGCAGAUCUUAUCGACCAUACCCAAGAGCACUGGGACUUCGGGGCGGAUGGAACAGGGAAUGUGCUCAACAAGGACAACGUGAGGUUGAUAAGAGAGCGGACUCUCAGUACUCUAGGGAGGGUAAACCUCGUCACAGCAGACGGUAGCAUAGACUGCAGCACGAGGCCCGAGGCGCAGGAGCAGGAGGUGUUAGGCCUCAUCUACUCCGAGAUCGUCCUUGCCCUCGGGGUCCUCGCUCGCGGAGGAGGCUUCGUCAUCAAGCUCUUCACUUUCUACAAGCCUGAGACGCACUGCCUCCUCCUCCUCCUCUGCUCAUGCUUUGCCGAGGUCUCACUUGUGAAGCCCCCGGCAAGCAAGCAGGGCAACUCAGAGGUCUAUGCCGUGUGCAGGGGGUUCAGAGGCCUGCAGCAGGGGCAGGAGGAAGACGAAGAUCAGCUGCAGGAGCUCAUGGAAGGCGUCUGUCCCUCUCCCUUCCCACCGGACAAGCUCCUACUGCCUCCUUCCUGCUUCCCCGCCGAGUGGAUGGAAGAUGUGGUCUACCGAGCUUCUGAGAUGUUCUCGGCCCUUCAGAUGGCUGUGGUCAGCAGCAACGUCAAGGUCUGGGACUGCGGAGGAUGCUACGGGUUGGAUGCCUUCAAAGAUUAUCGCUUGUACAACAGGAGGAGAACGAGGCUGGCUGAUGCUCUCUGCAAGAGGAUGUUCUCCAGACAAGAUCAGCGACUUGUAAAACGCGACAGACUGUUAGGGAAGCGGUCAGAGAGGUCCGAGGAGGAGGCGACGACGCAACAACUCUUGGGCCUUCCAAUCAAAUUUGGCAGCAGCAAAGUUCGAAGAAGAACCUGA
This is a messenger RNA of Guillardia theta CCMP2712, 1485 nucleotides long. RefSeq lists its product as hypothetical. Gene Ontology annotation, cellular component: cytoplasm; nucleus. The transcript is spliced from 16 exons. The record is from RefSeq and is a predicted model, not a curated record. Gene Ontology annotation, biological process: 7-methylguanosine mRNA capping. The coding region runs from base 1 to 1485 and encodes 494 amino acids. Gene Ontology annotation, molecular function: methyltransferase cap1 activity. Lineage: Eukaryota; Cryptophyceae; Pyrenomonadales; Geminigeraceae.